Molecule: messenger RNA, 426 nt
Organism: Miscanthus lutarioriparius
Lineage: Eukaryota; Viridiplantae; Streptophyta; Magnoliopsida; Poales; Poaceae
Source: the annotation of a GenBank genome assembly
AUGACGUUGCCCAUUGAGCAUUCCUCAAGGCCGACCCUGGGGUUUCCCCUGGGGACUGCUCUCCUGCUCCUUGUGAUCUUUGCCCUGAGUGGCAUGUUCUCAUGCUGCUACCACUGGGACAAGCUCCGCCCCCUCCUCUGGUCUCGGCAUCCUGCCUUGUUCGAGGAGAGCGAGCACACGGCCAUCUCCAUCGCGUCAUCACCGAGCAAGACGACUUCUGAUCACAAGCUGGAGAAAGUGGGGAAAGAGUGCGGUCUGCCCGUUAUUAUGCCUGGGGACAAGGUUCCCAAGUUCUUCGCGAGGCCCUGCCCUCACGAGACGUGUUUGCCUGAGGCACAGAAGGCUGAAGUUCCGUUGGAAACCAAGUGUUUGGAUCAUGAACCGUCUGUUAGUAUCUGUAUACAUGAAAGCACAGUUAGCUGUUAG